AUGGCGAAGUGGGUCAUGUUUCUCAGCAAGUUUGAUAUUCAGUAUGUGGAUCAAAAAGCUAUCAAAGGGCAGGUCAUCAUCGAUCAGUUAGCAGAAAUACCAUUAGUUGAUGCAUAUCCGCACAUAACAAAAUUCCUUGAUGAAUAUGUAUGCACAAUCAGUGCACAACCUCCCUGGAAGUUAUUCUUUGAUGGUUCACGUACUCAAAAAGGAGCUAGGGCAGGAUUCCUAUUUGUAACACCCCAGGGAGAUCUAAUUCCAAAAUCUUUCAAGUUGACAUUUCUAUGCACUAAUAAUACUGCUGAGUAUGAAGCCUUAAUCACUGGAUUGAAGACAACUAUCCAAUGGAAUAUAAAAGAUCUUUUGGUUUAUGAAGAUUCACAACUUGUCAUCCGACAAACUAAUGAUGAAUACAAGACUAAAGAUGAUAAACUUCUACCUUACAAAAGGAUGGUUGAUGACCUUAAGAGUAAUUUUCAGAAAUUCAUCUUUGAUUAG
Cryptomeria japonica (Japanese cedar) is the source of this 498-nucleotide messenger RNA. RefSeq lists its product as uncharacterized. Lineage: Eukaryota; Viridiplantae; Streptophyta; Pinopsida; Cupressales; Cupressaceae. The transcript has a single exon. Gene Ontology annotation, molecular function: nucleic acid binding; RNA-DNA hybrid ribonuclease activity. The record is from RefSeq and is a predicted model, not a curated record. The coding region runs from base 1 to 498 and encodes 165 amino acids.